AAAAAUAUGUUUUAAGAUGACACCAAGAUACAGGCUAAGUUCGAAUUUGGAGUCCGCAGGUCAAAGCUCAUGAAAUAUGUGAGUUGGUUUCCGCAUGAUAUGUGGAAAUAGUAAUUACUAUGUAAACAUAUAUCAAUAGGCCUACCCCCAGAACAUCCAUCAUUACAAUAUUCAGGAGUGAAGAUUGCCAGAAUGAUUAUGGCAAAUGGCAGUGAUGAAGUAGUUUACAAAUGAAUCUUCCUCACUUUAGCUGCUGCAAAUUGAUAGAUGAUGAGAUCAAAAUUGACUCUUUCAGUUUCUUCUCUCUCAACACCUAACAUAGUGACAUAGUCUUUCUGAGCCCAUGGAGGCUCUUAAGUAUGAGAGGAUGAGAUUCAACUUGCUGAAUGAUCGCCCACAGCUAGCAAUAGAUAAAGCGAUUGUCAGCAUUAUCUGAAUAGCAAUGUGAAGGUCUGGUUAUAUUGCUGUAGUUGUGCUUGUUUUGAGGCGUAAUCAUAUGAAAUAUACAUGAAUGGAAAAUUCAGAUUUACGACCACAGAGUACAUUAAUGCGUUACACUUACAUGGAUUGUCUUCAUUAGAUGUGAAAUUCUAUAGUCUGGCAGUCUCAGUUCUACCUAUUUAUUUAUUGUUGAUAGUCGUUGAUUUGUUGCGCACACACUUAAUUGUGCAAUUAAUGAUGUUGGGAGCCCUCUUGAGAAUUAAUUUAAGGCAAGCAUGAGAUUCAGUUUGAACUUUUCAAUUUAGUUCUGCAAAAUCUGUUACUAUGCCCACUUGCAGGACUUUAUUUUUAAGAAGAACGUUUUUAUUCAUUGUAUGCUGCUGCAAACUUUCAUGCUUGCCUUGAGGGGGCUUGCGACAUAGAUAAUUGGGCCAUAGAUAUGAAAUAUCGGAAAAGACGAUAAGUAUCUUAAGCAAGCUAACAUAAAUCACUUCACAUCAUUGAAUGGUACAGUUCUGAAGAUAAAAGAUCACUUUACUUAAAAUGAAAAGUAGAUCUAUCCAAACUUAGUUGAAAAAAUGUAAAACAUCUAUUGUACAUGCUAAACUUGAACAAUCUAAUCACCUUGGUCGCCAUACUGCAACAAGGUUUUUCUUGUUACACUGAUUAAGACACUUCUCUUUCGGAAGUAUUGCUCUUCCCUUUUCAUACAUGUUUUUAAGGUGCUUUGGCCCUAAGAUGGCAAUGAGACACAAAGCGAUUAUUGAUUUCAUAUUAUGUUGCAGAUUCUUUUGGAGAAGCACUCUUCAAGUUCUCCCUCAUGAGCUUGUCCUGUAUGCCAGGUGUCAAACAGAGGAACUUUGAUAUUUGGAUUUGCUUACCCUCUCAGUUGGUAAUUAUCUCUGAUUAGAUCCAUGAAGACAAGGAUCAACUGGCAUAAUUUACUAGUUGCUUCAUUUCUUAUCCUUCCUGAGUCCAGGGGUGGUAUUCUGAAAAAGUUCUUAUCUUUGUUCUUAUCUCAAUGAGAUAAGAAGACGCUAAAAUCAUUGCAAAUCGGUAUUCUGAAAAUCUUCUUAACGCGUUCUUAUCUCUGUAAGGACUGCCUCCUUAACUCCAAAACGCCCAUUUUUAGGAUAUUACCAAUAAAAAUGCGCUUUAUAUUGGCAGUUUAACCAAUAAAAGCGCUUCUUAUAUCAAGAGAAUAUAUGCGCACUGUGCGUAUAUUAAUUACUUAGCGUAAUUAUAUAAUUGCGCGAGAUAUAUACAUUAAUAUAAUACUACCAAGAUCAUUCUUAUUUACAUGUGCUCAAAAGUAAAUUCAUCAUAUCACACGACAUCGAUAUCUUCUAUCAAUCAUGGACAAGCACAGAAAUAAAAACUUCAGCAUCGAAGAAGCCAUGGUUUUGAUUUCAGAGGUGGUGGCCAGGAAGGAGAUCAUAGUUGGGGCCAUUUCAUCAACCAUCACCAACGCAAUGAAAAGUAGGGCUUGGGAUUGCAUAAGUGGGAAAGUGAGCAAAGUGGAAGGGAGGCGGAGGUUAGCGGACCAAGUCAGAAAAAAGUUCGCCGUUGAAAAGAGUAAAGUUAAGAAGAAGGCAGCGGAAAUCAAGCGGUCAGCAAGAGCUACAGGAGGUGGACCUGCUCUCCCUCUAACUGAGUGGGAGGAGGUCCUCAGGGAUUUUAUUGGAGAGGAGGGAAUCUCUGGAUGUGCGAGCGACGCCCUUGAGACUCCCGUCAACUCAACCAACUCAACGACAACUAUUACACCGGCUGUCGAGAUUGAAUCAGAGAAGGAUGCACUUCUCACCUUGGCAUCAAUGGCAAAUGGAUGCCAAAAGAUCGCCGUAGAUGUUUCUGACGGUAAGCGCAAAUAAUUGAUCAUGUAAGAUGAAUUUAUAUGUUCUCCUUUUAUGGUCUACAUUAUGAUUAUUGACAUCCCAUUUUAUGUAAAGACAAUAUUGGUUUUAAUGAUUAUUAUACUGUAUAAGCCCUAUAUUGUAUUAUUGAACUUAAAUUCAAAUGAUAAGGAUGAAAAAUCAACCAUAAUAGGUCGAAUUCAUCAGCAGUAUUAAAGUGAAAACAUGUAGAAAAUACAUUUCUUUCUUCUUUUGAUGUAUAAAGUAAGUUUUGACCUCCAGAGCAGAACAAAUUGAAUUAUGUUAAAUUCAUUGUAAUGGUAGUAUUUUUUAAGAACACAGGAACAUUACACCCGGAUACACUGUAUUAGAUACAUUGAAUUGAUUAUUUUAUUGAUUAUUCUCUCAAAGACCAAAUAAUAAAGUUAAAUAGUUAUAUUCGUAAUAUUUUCAAUAACUAUCCAAGUAUCUGACACAAAGGUAUUUUUUCCAACUUUUAAUAGAUGUAACUCAACUUGACACCACAGUCUCGGCGCAAGAGAAGGCGAAGCAGUGAUGAAUUUGCUGACGUCUGGGACCGGUGGUUAAAGUUAGAGGAAGAGCGGAUAACCAUUGAGAAGGAGAGACUUGAGGUUGAGAAGGAACGUCUGCGGCUCGAACAGCGGAGAUUCGAUCGCGAAGACGAGAUAAU
This is a messenger RNA of Lytechinus variegatus (green sea urchin), 2985 nucleotides long. RefSeq names its product myb/SANT-like DNA-binding domain-containing protein 4. The transcript has a single exon. NCBI's taxonomy places the organism in Eukaryota, Metazoa, Echinodermata, Echinoidea, Temnopleuroida, Toxopneustidae. Gene Ontology annotation, cellular component: nucleus. The record is from RefSeq and is a predicted model, not a curated record. Bases 1797 to 2312 code for a protein of 171 amino acids.